Messenger RNA from Cetraspora pellucida, 1479 nucleotides. NCBI's taxonomy places the organism in Eukaryota, Fungi, Glomeromycota, Glomeromycetes, Diversisporales, Gigasporaceae. The record is from the annotation of a GenBank genome assembly.
AUGGAAUCCACACAAAAGAAUGAAUUCAAAAUUCUAUUAUUAGGUAUGACAGGAGCAGGGAAGUCUACACUUAUAAAUCAAUUGACUAAUUACUUCAAAGGAGGAGAUCCACAAAACCUUAAAAUUGCAAUACCAACAGAAUACCUAGAUGUCACUGAAAAUGAAUUCACGCAUUCGGAAAAAGAUAUUGGUGACGAAAGCCAAAGCAAAACAAGAGAAUGCCAAGCUUAUAGCUUCAUAGACUCAAAAAACCAUAAUGAUAAAUUCACUUUCAUCGACACUCCUGGGUUAAGCGAUGUUGAUGGCGUUAAACAAGAUGAAAAAAACAUUGAAAAAAUAAUUAACAUAGUCCUUGAUGUCGAGCGUUUGUCUGCUAUUGCAAUAGUUGCUAAUGGGACCGAAACAAGAUUUACAUCUGCAAUGAAAAAUGCUUUAACUCAAUUGUCAAAUAAUCUUCCUGAUACCCUUAUUAAUGAUAAUCUUUUACUGAUCUUGACAAAGUGUAGAAAAAAUAGUGCCUCUCUUAAGCGAGAUAAGUUUUUUGCUAAACCGAAGGAAGAAAUUCAUAUGGAUAAUAGUGCAUUUUGUUCUGAUCCUCAAACUUUGGAAGAUCCUGAAGCAUUAUCAGAUACUGAACGUGAUUGGAAGAAAUCAAAUAAUUCAAUAGAAAAACUCCUUAAUACCAUCAAAACCAUGCCUUCUAUUCCAACCACUAAUUUCAAAGAGAUACAAGUUAUUAAAAACAGCAUGAAAAUAGAAAUCGACAAACUUUCUCGAAAUAUUGACAUCAUCCAAAAAGUUCAAAAUAAAUUAGACGAAAGUCUUGAGAAAAGGGAAAAUGCUUCUAAUAUAAAAAAGAAAUUUAUAUAUUAUAUAGAAAAUGACGUUAUUUAUACGAAAAAGUUUGUUGAAGUUGAUUAUAAAAAUACUUACUGUUCUAAUCAUAUGGAUAAAGGAAUUAUUUGUCAUAAAAAUUGUGGAGUUGAAUAUGAGGAUAAAAACACAAAUGACCUUCAGAAAUGCUUCUGCAUGUUGGGAAAUUCUUGUAAGGAGUGCGGUUGUGGAUAUGAAAGACAUUUUCAGUGGAACCAAGAGCUGAAAACUGAGCUACCUCCUGAAACUGCCGAAUCUUUGGUAAUAAAUAAAAAUCAGUUCAAAGAGGCCAUUCAAGAUUAUCAAAAGCAUAGUUCUGAUAUCAUUGUUCAUGAAAAGGAAUUGCAUGAACUGGAUUCUAAAGUAGAUAACUCUUGCAACCUUAUAGAUGAGAACCGCCAAAAGCUCAGAAAACUUUGCGCUCGCUUUAAUUUUGUCAAUGAAUUUCAAGAAAACAUAGAUAUUAUGAAAAGGUGUGCUACAACAAUUAAUAAUUCCGAAAGAGGAGACAAAAUUAUGAAUUUUAUUAAGAAACUUGAACAAUUAUUUGAUGAUCGAUCAAUUCAAUCAGAAAGAAAUACCUUUGUUAAAAUAACCCUGAAUUGA